Molecule: messenger RNA, 7271 nt
Organism: Fopius arisanus
Lineage: Eukaryota; Metazoa; Arthropoda; Insecta; Hymenoptera; Braconidae
Gene: Nrg
Product: Neuroglian
Exons: 7
Coding region: 131-3904 (1257 amino acids)
Biological process (GO): axon guidance; cell-cell adhesion; brain development
Cellular component (GO): plasma membrane; axon
Molecular function (GO): cell-cell adhesion mediator activity
Source: RefSeq, a predicted model, not a curated record
GAUACCGUACGGUAUUGAAUGGCGAGACAGUGGUUUUUUCACAAUGCCCUGGUGAUGAACUGACACUCGAGUGUUUUAGUUUUUUAUUAGAGGAUAUUAAUUAGCGAAAAUACGAGCAAUCCCAGAAACCAUGACCAUGAGGUGUUCAUUAUUUAUUGUUGUGGCAUCAGCGCUAUACGCGUCUGCCUCAAUUCAAUUUGCGGUGUAUUUCCAAGUUCAAUCUCCACCGAGGAUAUCGAAACAACCACCGACUGAUGAGCUCCUCUUUCAAGUGGCCCAGGCCAAUCAGAAUGAGAACGACAGACCUUUUCUAAUUGAGUGCGAGGCGGAAGGCGAGCCAGCACCGACCUACCGUUGGAUAAAAAACGGUGAAGAAUUCGACAUCCAGCAGCACGAGGACCGGAUAACGCAACAGCCAGGUCGAGGUACCCUGGUGAUUUCACGACCACGUGACGAAGAUCUCGGCCAAUACCAGUGUUUUGCUGAGAAUCAAUGGGGUAUAGCCACCUCGAAUUCAGUAUUCGCUCGAAAAGCGGAAUUAAACUCCUUCAAGGACGAGGACCCGAUGACCCUGACGGCCCAGGAAGGAUCGCCCUUCAAGCUGACAUGCAAACCACCCGAGGGCUGGCCAAAGCCAAACGUCUACUGGUUGAUUCAGGACGCCGCGGGUAUAAUAAAAUCCAUCAACAACUCCCGCAUGACACUGGACCCUGAGGGAAACCUCUGGUUCUCAAACGUCACUCGAGACGAUGCCUCCGAUGACUUUUACUAUGCGUGUUCAAUUUCCUCGGUGUAUCGAAAAGAAUACAAAGUGGGGAAUCGAUUUCUUCUCAACGUGAUACCAAACGGGCCCUUGGCGAUACUGAAAAAACACCCACCGGUCGCACAAUACCUCUCGAAAUCAAGUGAAGUGGCACUCAGGGGGAAAAAAGUGGAGCUCUUCUGCAUCUUCGGUGGUACACCCCUACCUGAGACUGUCUGGAGGCAGAAUGGAUCGCGAAUAAAGCCGAACGAUCGAGUUACACAUGGCAACUACGGCAAAUCCCUUAUAAUUAAACAUGUGGAUUUUCACGAUCAGGGAAAAUACACUUGUGACGUUAGCAAUGGCGUUGGAAAAAAGGCUAGUCACUCGAUUGACUUGACAGUCGUGGCUGUACCCUUCUUCACCGUACAGCCUGAGAUUCAGACAGCCGCUGAGGAUGAGACCGUGAAUUUUCAGUGUGAGGCGUCUGGAGUUCCCACACCAAAAAUUGAAUGGAUUCACAAUGGGAAACCGAUUUCACAGGCACCUUACAAUCCUCGUCGCAGAGUCGCUGGUACGAGAAUUGUUAUCGAAGGAGUGACUAAAAAGGACACUGGAAAUUACGGUUGCAAUGCCACUAAUUCCCUUGGAUAUGUCUACAAGGAUGUGUACGUGAAUGUUCUGGCACUUGAGCCUGAGAUAACGCAGCCACCGAUGAACGAAGCCACAGUAGAUGGCACCACAGUCACAAUGACAUGUAGAGUCUUCGGGGCGCCAAAACCCACCAUCACGUGGAGAAAGGGAAGUCAAGAGGUGGGUGAAGGAAAAUUCAGGAUCCUGAAUACUGGAGACUUGGAGAUCAUUAACGUGGACUUCAGGGAUGCUGGGACGUACACCUGUCACGCGGCCAAUAAAUUUGGAAAGGUGGAUGCAUCGGCGAAUCUAGUUGUGAAGGAGCACACGCGAAUCACUCAGAAACCUGAAGACUACGAAGUUGCUGCUGGAGACACAGCGACAUUCCGGUGUAAUGCAGUGGCUGACUCAUCACUCACACUGCAGAUCGAUUGGCUUAAGGAUGACGAAGUAAUUGACACCGAGAACGAGCCCAGACUCGUGGUGACCAAUGACUUUUCUCUCUCAAUAUCGAAAACGACUGAGUCGGACUCUGGAAUUUAUUCGUGCCUAGCGAAAACCGAGAUCGAUGAGCAGAAGGCGCAGGCUACUCUGGUGGUUCAAGACGUGCCUGAUGCACCAGUCCUCACGAGCAACGAGUGUUAUGAGCGCCAUGCAAGAUUAUCCUGGCAACCAAGGAAGGACAAUCAAGCCCCCAUCUUGCGUUAUACUCUGCAGUACAAUACAUCUUUUACUCCAGACGCCUGGGAAACAGUGUGGGAGAAUAUCUCAGCCAUUGACAGAACCUCCACCAUUCCCAUGUCCCCCUGGGCAAAUUACACCUUCAGAAUCAUCGCCUGGAACAAAAUUGGUGCCUCGAUUCCCUCAGCUCACUCAACGGUCUGCAGGACUCAACCUGAUUUCCCCCAUAAAAAUCCAUCCAAUGUCAUGGGUAAUGGCACAACACCCCAGAAUCUCGUCGUCAGUUGGACAGUGAUGCCUCAAGUGGAACAUCAUGCGCCUGGAUUCAUGUACAAGGUCUUCUACAGGAGGGAUAUACCUGGGGAGGAAUGGCAGAGAGUUGAUGUAUGGAAUUGGAAGGUCAAUAGGUUUGAAGUGGAUAAUCAGCCGACGUAUCAGAGGUAUCAGAUCAAGGUGGUGGCGCAGAAUGAGAUGGGUGAGUCCAGGGUGGUGCCUGAAAUUGUGAUUGGUUACUCUGGUGAGGACCAGCCGACGACAGCACCGGGUAAUUUUACGGUGGAAGAGGUGAAAUCCAGUACCACUGCUGUAUUGUCGUGGUCUCGCGUACCUCUGGAAUCGGUUAAAGGGGAGUUGAAAGGCUACAAGGUGCAGACGUGGACGGAGCGGGAUGGGGAGGAUGGCAUGAGGGAGAUUACGCUCGAGGGGGCUACUGGUACUCGCGCUAUUAUCGACAAGUUCGUGCCGUUCAGUAAGAACUUUGUGAGGAUGUUUGUGUUCAAUGGGAGGUUCAAUGGUCCACCCUCUGAGACUCUGAGCUUUGAUACACCUGAAGGAGUUCCUGGGACUAUUCUCAGUCUCGAUGCCUAUCCCAUGGGCUCCAGUGCAAUGAUGCUGAGGUGGACCAAGCCUGCUGAGCCCAAUGGACGACUCACUGGGUACAGAAUUUAUUACGAAACAAUCAAUGGAACUGAGGUGGGAGCUCUUGUCGAACGACAACCCAGGGUACUCCAGCCUGAUGCUGACUCUGCUAAAAUCGCUGGACUCAAUCACGACACGAAAUAUCGUAUUCACGUCAGGGCGACUACCAAUGCUGGAGAGGGUGUGGAUUUUUAUGUGGAGGAGAGCACCAGGGAGUCCAAGAAACCUGAUGUACCCACGUUCAGGUGGGAAACGAUACCCAAGGAGAAUGGACUUGCCAAUGUCAAGGUUGUCUGGCUGCCUGACAGGGCUGGAUAUCCUGGCAGCAGCUUCUUCGUUAAUUAUAAAUUGCAGAAUCAGGCGGUUGAGGAUCGCACAGAGCCACAACUACUGAGCAAUGAGAUAGAGAUCAAAGGGCUACGCAGUGGGGAAACCUAUGAGAUGAAUGUCGUGGCAGUCGAUGGAAAGUACAUGACACCCAGCAAGUGGCAGCUUGUCGAGACCAGCAGCGAGGGACCUAUCAUUCAGCCCAAAGAGAAUGUCGCUACUGCUGGCUGGUUUAUUGGUAUGAUGCUGGCUAUAGCAUUCCUCUUAAUGGUGCUGAUUAUUGUGUGCGUGAUAAAACGCAAUCGUGGUGGGAAAUAUGCCGUGCACGAACGCGAAUUGGCAGCUGGAAGGGGUGACUACCCAGACGAGGGUGGAUUCCAUGAAUAUUCACAGCCCCUGGACACGAAAUCGGCUGGGGGCCGUACCUCUGUCGCGUCAUCGUCUCAUCAGGAUGGAAAACAUCCGGAAUCGGACACUGACUCCAUGGCUGAGUAUGGCGAGGGUGACACUGAGGGCAUGAAUGAAGAUGGAUCGUUCAUUGGUCAGUACGGGAGGCAGAAGAAGCCGGAGCCCAAUUCUCAGGCAUUCGCUACGUUGGUUUGAGGGCGUUUCACGGAAGAUGGAUCAUUUAUCGGGCAGUACGGACCAAAGAAUCGCCCCGAUGGAACUCCAUCUCUCCAAGCUGGUACGAUGGCGACGUACGUCUAAUGAAUGACAAAAAAAAAAUACUAAAAACCCAGUGAGUUGAAGUCCAAGACUUCAACGCGAGUUCAUGCCCAAGAAUGGGAAGCAUUCUUACCUGCCGAUACUGCAGCUAAUUAUUAAAAAAUACUACACCUUGCGCCGGGCGCAAUGUCCACUUCUUACUGCCAAUUAGAAUUUUUCCUUUAUUUUCGGGUUUUAUACGUUUGAUCACCAAAUUGACUGAAAUUCAGAAUCUCACGAUUUACGAGAGAAAAUGAUUCAAGACUAUUAUAAACUCGAAAUUGUCACGACAUAUCGUUCAUCAACGACUCAACAGAUAUUUUGUCUAACGAAAAACAACAGUUUAUUGACUGUUUAUUUUUCAUUAACAAUCGUAACGAUAGUCCAUCCACCAUUUACCCACAAAAUUUAAUUUCGUUAGUUAUAAAACCCAAAGGCAUUAGAUGUUUUUUUCUUAGUGGGCUAUUUACAGAGGGAGAAUAAUUCGUGAGAGCUAAAGUCGUAUUAGAGAAUAUUAUCGCAUCACCGGAUGCUUUUUUUCGAAGCCUUAAAAUUAUAAUCAUCGUCCAGAUUAAUCACUCAUUCCAGUCAUGAAAAAUAUCGUAUUUACCUGAUUGGAAUGGAUAAUUAAGGCUGUAUGCUUGUGCAUUAAUUAUUUCAAACCGAUUUUUUCGAUUUUAUUCGGCCUAGAUUAAUUAGCUUAAACAGGGUAACACGCGUUACGUUUUUCCUAUUGACUAUGAAAGUUAAAAAAAUGAGUUGGCUUGGCAGUCUGGCUCCUCGACUGAAGUUAAAUUAUUUCCUCUAUUCUGUUCGACUAUUGGUGAGGCGAAAUGGUCAAUGUCGUAAUUGAAGUGCUCGGGAUAAAUAUAAAAAAUUUAAUACACUAAAGAUUCUAUUAACUGCUAUUAAUAUUGAAUUUGUAAUAAUUAAUACGAAUUUUCAACUGGACGAGGACGAAAGCUGUGACGUGUCCCAGAAAUUCAGAAAUAAAUUAAUGACAAAUUGCCGAGAAUACACGUCGCUGGUUCGAUCCGCAAGUCAUGGCGUAAUGUUUUCUUUACUUUUUUUAUAAAAAUCUCGCGAUUGGAGUAAUACAAGACUUUUAAUAUUGAUCAGAGAAAGAGAGAGCAACAGCAAAUUAAUAUUCAUUCGUUAACUGAGUGUCGCUGGGUGUUGCUUUUUCUGUGAGAACACGCUUACGUCGAUUAUCCAUUUACUAUUACUAUUUAAUUUUCUUGAUUAUUUACUUUGGCACGCCAUUACUAGAGUAGAAUAAUUAAUAAUAAAGGACUAUUUAAUAUAUUGAAUCAUUGAAUAUAUAUAGAAUAUAUUAUAUGAGUUAGUGUUAGAUUUUCGAGAGAAAGUGACACGAGAGCAGCUAUUAUAUUAGAAUUAUUGCAUAUGUAUCUAUCAUUGAUUCGCACCAAAUGACACGUAGAUUUACGUUGAGUUGCGAUGGGUUUUUUUUCUUUGAUUUAUUUUUUUUGUUUUGUGUAUAGGAGAUGCUAGAGAAAAAGAAAAAAAUGGGCUCGAAGAAAACUCAUUGGACGCGAGAGUUAUUGAGGUCAAUCGGCGAAUUAUUUCGUGUAUUUUUCUAUGAUAUGAAGACGCAUAGAAUAAUUGACUAGUAAAUAUUUACCCAGUCAACCCCCCGAAAAUCAUCUGGAAUCUCAGUCUAGAUAAAAGCUACUCCGCGUAAACUUCCAGUAUUUAUUUGAAUUCGAUACGUUAGUUACUUAUGACAUUUAUUUUCUAUAAUUUUAAGGCUUCCCUUGAGUGUUGCGUUGUAAAAAUUCCUUCUUUGAACGGUUAAUCAAAGUUCAGAACAAUAAAUUUAUGAGAUAAUUAGAGUCGUUGCCAAUUAGUCAUUGAGGAGAGUGAACUUUUGCAAUGGAAUAUCUCAAUGCUAUCCAUGUCUGCAUUUUAUGCUAAAUAAGAAGAAAUAAAAAUGGUAAAACGGUACUCAAGCGAUAUUUUGUAUGAAAUAGUAGAUGAAACUGCCUGUGUUCGAUUUGUCAUUAAUUUUCAUUCAUUGUGAUUCAACUCGGGAGGAAUAAUCAUUCAUUGGAACGAAUUAUUUGUCUGGAGCAAUAGGUAAUAGACAAUUUAUAUGAUCGGUAUUAUUUUAAUUCAUGAAGUUAUCGAGACAAAUUGGCGAACGAUGCUAUUCAUGUUGAUACGAAUGGUUGUAAUGAUCUUAAAAAUAUGUACACCGAUAGAAUAAGAGAGAAACAUUUUUUGUUCCCUCCCUGAAAACACAGGGGACAGUUGCACCAUUUUUAUUAGUAUGGUUGACACUUUCUGUUGUUUUCUACCGAGAUACGAGGACAGUUAGGUGACUAUAGAAUUUUGUAUUAAAAAAUUAUUCAAGUCAAAGGGACUGUACAUCAUAAAUGGCAUGACAUCAUUUUUACCCUGCGUUGUUAGAGUUCUGAGAUGACUCUAUUCAUUUUUUUUUAUUGAAUUUAGUUGACGAGGUAUUGUCGAUCUUUAAUAACGUGCAUUCCAUCAUACGUCCAUGUAACAUCUCCCAUGUCAAUAAAAGAAUUGAAAAAAAAAUCUCCGCUAUUUUUCGUUCCAUUUCCUGCCUUUGAAAAUUCAUUUUACAUGGAUGAAAUAAAUAUAAGCAAUUUGUGUACUGUUAAUAUAAAUAUAUUUUUCCACGUAAUCUCCAUCGAGAGAUCAAAUUAUGCGGGAGUUGCCAGAAUUCACGCACUAUUUCGCAAUGAAUUUUUGAUCGCACUCUCUUGGGUUUUCAUUUACAAUCAACAAGUUGUAGAUAUCGUAAUACGGACAUCAUUUUUCAAAGUCUCGGGGUCAAUUGACAAAUAUUGGCAUCGAUUGGACAAUUGUUCAGUAAAAAAAGACAAAUAGUUAAGAGUUUGUAGAGUAUAAAAUUAAAACGCCAUAAAAUGCAUGUUUUGAUGAUGUUUCUUUGAAAAAUACAAUUAAUUCUAAAUAAUGACGAUGAAUUUGGAAGUUGCAUGAUAGUUAUCCCUAGAAUACAUUAUUUCGGAAGAUAUAAUUUGGAUUGCACAGUUAUUUGUUAUUGAUCAGUCAAAUGCUGAUGAACAAUACGAGAAAAAUGCGGUUGUUGGGUCAUCGCAAUAUUCUCAAAACCAUGUGCGAAUAAUCCUUUUAAAAAAUCACUCAAUAUGAUUAACAAUUACCUAGUGUAUCGUAGAAGGCACUUCCUGUUCAAUAAAACGAGAAGAGUCACGGCACAAAAUAAUCGAAGAGCUGUCUUAACAAUUAAGAGAGA